Molecule: messenger RNA, 1416 nt
Organism: Asterias rubens (European starfish)
Lineage: Eukaryota; Metazoa; Echinodermata; Asteroidea; Forcipulatida; Asteriidae
Product: chromo domain-containing protein cec-3-like
Exons: 3
Coding region: 84-665 (193 amino acids)
Biological process (GO): chromatin organization; negative regulation of transcription by RNA polymerase II
Cellular component (GO): pericentric heterochromatin
Molecular function (GO): chromatin binding
Source: RefSeq, a predicted model, not a curated record
CCCGCGGUACGGACGGGUCAUCAGUCGUAUUCCAGCCUAAAAGACGUGCUCGUCCUAAAUAAUAUUUGAAGACAACCACGGAAAUGACAGAAGUUUUUGAGGUGGAGAAAAUUCUGGCUUCCAAGAAGUCUAGAGGAAAGACACUGUACAAAGUUCGAUGGAAGACCUUUGGUCCGGAGGAAGACACUUGGGAGCCGGUCAAACAUCUGAGAGGUUGCAAAGAGUUACUCCAAGAUUUCAACGCUAAGGAGGAGCGGGCCACAAAAAACUUGUACAAAACACAGACAAAAACUGAAAUAAAACAUGUCUCCAACAGCGUCUCUCUCGGAAGGAGCCUAGCCACGCCCGACGUGAAGAUUAUCAGGAAUGGGGGAGGAGACGGGGCUCUCUCCAGGAGGUCCUUGCGGGAGGGAAUCAGUACGGACGUCAGGUCUGGCGUGACGACCAUCGUCACACCAGGAGCAACACUCAGGGUAACUACAGGCAGGAAGUCGAUGGGGACGACAUCAUCCAGAGUGACGGUGUCAAAGACAAAUGCUUCAGAAGUCAAAGACAUUCCAAAACCCAGUGCUGAUGAGGACGAGGAUCGCAUGUCGCCAUACGUCUUCCUCCUGUUUGUUUUAAUUAUCCUAGCUGUCCUUUUUUAUAUUUAUCAGCCAUUGUAACUACCUCUUGGUGUCAAAGGAGGUACAACGUACAUAUGUCUUAACCUUUUUGGAAUUCUUGACCUCGACCUAGAAAAUUUGUGCCACAACUUUCAGGAUUCCGCCCUGCUCAAUUGAAUCGUUCCCGAGCUCAUAGUUUGCUGUCUGCAGGCCUGUAUGCUUUGUUUUGGGAAGUGCAAGGGCACCUAGGCAUUUUCUUUUUGGUAACGGACACCCUAGGAGGAAAUCGUAAAUUUCUACUGGAAUGAUUCAAGGGCACCAAGGCAAUUACCAGGGCCAUUCUAACCACUAAAAUGCUGAAUUUUUUUUACAUUGAAAUAUUAGAAUUUUCCUAUAUAGUGUGAAUAGUUUUCAAGUCACUGUAAUUUAAACUUUUCAGAAGAAUGUAAUAUUUAGUGUGUUUUAAGAAAUCAAAAAACUAUAGUUUUUUUCAAAUCACUGCAUGAAAUGAACCAUUUUCACCAGAUUUCAUAAUCAUAAAACCAGCUUAAUUGUUUUUUUAUUGUACAAAAAAUAACUGAACCUUUUUAAUGUUAGGGGAUUGUAAUUAUUAAGGAAAUUUUCAAAUGUAAAAAACCCUCAUAACAAACAUGAUAAAUAGUUUUAAAAAGUAAUAUUUUCAAGAAUCUUUAGUCGCCUGCUCUGCUAAAGUUAAGAAAAAAUACAGUUGAAAAUUUUAUGGAUUUGAGACAUUGCAAGCUGAGGUAUAAGUAUAUAUUUGGUUUGUGGUAACACCAUGUGUGUAUCUACU